Molecule: messenger RNA, 1454 nt
Organism: Nezara viridula (southern green stink bug)
Lineage: Eukaryota; Metazoa; Arthropoda; Insecta; Hemiptera; Pentatomidae
Source: the annotation of a GenBank genome assembly
GUUGGACUGGAUAUGGUCGACUUGUGCGGCCUACAUCUCCUACCUCCUCGGCUGCUGAAGAGAGAGCUGACUUUCUCCAGUCAUUCCAGUGGCCGUCUUCAGCGGAGCACCAUCCUCCUCAGUACAUCGACAAUCUGCAGAAAACAGAAAAAUGGCUGAUGAGUCCUAUGGAAAGGAAUUGCCGGAAGAGGUGAAUAAAUUAGCCAAAGAGGAUCUUCGAGAGGAUGACUUGCUGAAGAAGCAAUCCUUGGACAGGAUGCGGGAAUGGUUAGCCAAGAGUUCGGAAAUAAAGUUUUGUAGAGACGAUGCUCCGUUCUUAUUGCGUUUCCUUCGCAGUCGCAAAUACAGUAUACCCCAAGCACAAGAAAUGCUAGAAAGAUAUCUCGCCAUCCGUCAACUUUAUGGAGAAUGGUUUCAACAGUUAGAUCCAGUAGAUCCCAAAAUGUCAGCACUCAUAGACUCGGGAUAUUGCUUCCCGUUGAUUGAAAAAGACGAGUUUGGACGCAGAGUAAUCUUCACGGCGGUAGGAAACUUCAAAGCGACAGAGUUUACAGCUGCGGAUAUGGUCAGAUACCAUGCAAUGGUAAUAGAGAGUCUCCUGGAUGAGGAAGAGUCACAAGUAACUGGGUACACCCAGAUCUAUGAUGAGAAUGGUUUAAGCAUGGCCCAUUUAGCAAUUUGGUCCCUUACAGACAUUAGAAAUAUCAUAAGGUGUAUACAGAACUCCCUUCCGAUGCGCCACAAGAGUUCACACUUCCUUAGCCUCCCCUCUUCGGCAAACACUAUAUUCGAAUUUUUUACAUCACUACUCAAUGAGAAAUUGAAAAAGCGAAUUAUGAUUCACAAAUCCGUCGAAGAUCUACAUCAGCAUAUCAAGAAGGAAAUUCUACCCAAAGAAUAUGGUGGUACCGUAAGCAUCUCAGACAUGACAAAAAAAUUCAGGCAGGAUUUAAUGGAGAAAAGACAAAAACUUAUCGAUUUGGACAAACUAGAAAUUGAUUUGUCGAAGAAAGAAAAACUGGUUCAGGAUUUUCACGAUGAUAUGGCAGGCAUAGCAGGAUCAUUCAGGCAACUGCAAGUGGAUUGAUUGAUCUAAGCUACAUAUUUAAAUACAUAAUUAUCUGUGGUCAUGUGCUUGCAUUCAUUAUAUGCAUGGGUGAGUGUGUAUGUGUAAAUGACCACGAUGAAAGUUUCAUGGUUGUCGGGUCCUAAUAACAUCACCAUGAUGUUUUUUCCAAAGAUAUGUCACAUAGCUAAUUAUUGUAAGUUGCAUUGUUAGUGAUAUUAUAAUUAUUACUUGAUUAAAUUAUUACCGUAAUGUAAUAACAAUGAUAAAUAAUAUUCAACUUUUUUAAGUACUUCUGAUGUUAUCUUUACGGUAGUUUAAUUUAAUUCAAAAUCUACAUCUUAUUUAAACAUUUUUUUAUAAAUAAAACAUCCAUUUAUAGAAUCCC